Messenger RNA from Lactuca virosa, 486 nucleotides. NCBI's taxonomy places the organism in Eukaryota, Viridiplantae, Streptophyta, Magnoliopsida, Asterales, Asteraceae. The record is from the annotation of a GenBank genome assembly.
AUGACGUAUGAGGAAGCAGAUGUAGUCACCCUUUUGAAGAUCGUGAUUGAAGAUCGCAAGGAUGAUUACGUAAUUUUGAAGGAACCGGAGGGGUUGGGCGGUGGUAAUGGCCGCGGCGGCGGCGGUUGUUGUUCACUGCCUUCUUCUUCCUCGUCGUCGAGGAGUUGUAGUAGUGUUGGUGGCGGCUUUUGGUGCUCUCUUUGGUGGUGGUCGAAGCUUGUUCUUGUGUUUAUCUUCUUGGCUGUUAUGGGGGUUUGUUUCUUUCUAUGGAUCGGACCUUUUUUAAUGAAUAAGGAGUUUAUCCCUAUUUUGAAUUGGGAAACCGGAACUUUCAACAAACCAGUGUUAGCAGUAUUCAUCUUCACUUCUGUAGCAAUCUUCCCAACCAUAUUACUACCAUCUACACCUUCAAUGUGGGUAGCUGGAAUGAGUUUUGGUUAUGGUUUUGGGUUUCUUUUAAUCAUCAGUGGAGUCAUCAUCAGCUAA